Molecule: messenger RNA, 384 nt
Organism: Emiliania huxleyi CCMP1516
Lineage: Eukaryota; Haptophyta; Isochrysidales; Noelaerhabdaceae
Exons: 1
Coding region: 1-384 (127 amino acids)
Biological process (GO): phosphorelay signal transduction system
Source: RefSeq, a predicted model, not a curated record
AUGCUCGCCGCGCUGCCCUACUCGGUCUUCAACGCGCGCGACUUUGUGGCGGUGUUUGGCAUCCCGAAGGACAUCGCGGCCGCGCUGGUGGUUCAGAUGGACCUCUCCCUGGGCAGGGGCAUGGAAAGCAUGGUCGAGGCGGAGGGGGCGCCGUGGGACGAGGCCGGCACGCAGAGCGUCAUGGGAAUCGCUCACACCGCCAAGGGGAACGCGCUGCAGGUGUGCGCCUCGCGCCUGGCUGCCGCCUCGGAGACGCUCGAGAUCCUUGCGGCGGGCGGCAAGAGCGAGCGCGCGAGCGCCGCCCUGGCGGUGUGGCGCAAGACGGCCGAGGAGUUCCGCCAUUUUGUCAGAUGCAACCCCACGCUCGAGGACCUCUUCGAAUGA